Messenger RNA from Eublepharis macularius, 2401 nucleotides. RefSeq names its product NFKB activating protein (gene NKAP). Gene Ontology annotation, cellular component: nucleus. The transcript has 9 exons. Bases 197 to 1216 code for a protein of 339 amino acids. Lineage: Eukaryota; Metazoa; Chordata; Lepidosauria; Squamata; Eublepharidae. The record is from RefSeq and is a predicted model, not a curated record. Gene Ontology annotation, biological process: regulation of gene expression. Gene Ontology annotation, molecular function: chromatin binding.
GUGUAAUUCUGAGAACAGUCUGGUUAAAAAAAAAUCCGGAGGUGUAGUCCUGAUCUUGACGAUGGCGGGAUCUAGAGCGGAAGUGACGUUAAACCCUGGAAGGAAAACUAACUGCCGUGAGUCCCUGCAUAUCCGGAAGUAACCGCGGCCUAGUGAGCGGCGCUCCUUGAGAGGUAAGGGGGGGAGUCGCCGAGCGAUGGCGCCGGUGUCCCGCUCGAGGAGCCCGGUGGCGUCUCCAACCUCUCGACGGGGACGGGCCGCUGCCUCGGCCAGCCCUUCCCCGCCAAGGUCGAGCCGGAGCAGCAGAAGGUCCCGCUCGAGGUCUCGGUCCCGCGAGCGCAACGGCUUCAGGCAGCGCCCCGGACCUGCGCAUCACUUCAGCCACCGACACGGCCCCGAACAUUACGGCAAGGAGCAGGAGGAGUCGCUGCGGCAGAGGAGGUUAAAUGAGAGAGAGAGAAUAGGUGAACUUGGAGCACCUGAAGUUUGGGGAUUCUCGCCAAAGGUUCCAGAUCCAGAUUCAGAUGAACAUACCCCUGCAGAAGAUGAAGAUGGAAUAUCUAAAAAAAGCAGCUCCUCUGAUUCCAGCUCAGAAGAGGAGGAAAGGAAAAAGAAGAAAAAGAAAAAAAAGAAAAGAAAAGCUCUUUCACAUGCAGAAGAAAAAAAGAAAGCCAAGAAGAAGAAAAAGAAGCACAGAAAAAAAAAGUCUAAGAAAAAAAAGUCUAAGAAGAACAGGAAAGACUCCAGUGACUCAAGCACAGAAGAUUCUGAUGACGAAGCACUGCAAGGAGAUGAGCUGUGGAUUGAGAGAUCAAAAAAUGCAGAUUCUGUGGAUUUCAUAGGACCUGAAGCUCCGAUUACUCAUGCUUCUCAAGAUGACCGACCUUUGAACUAUGGACAUGCCUUGCUCCCAGGUGAAGGUGCUGCCAUGGCAGAGUAUGUAAAAGCUGGGAAGCGCAUCCCUCGGAGAGGUGAAAUCGGCCUAACUAGUGAAGAGAUUGCAUCAUUUGAAAAGUCUGGCUAUGUAAUGAGUGGCAGCAGGCACCGGCGAAUGGAAGCAGUGCGUCUACGUAAAGAGAACCAGAUCUACAGCGCAGAUGAGAAGAGAGCUCUAGCAUCUUUCAAUCAGGAGGAGAGGCGGAAGAGAGAGAACAAGAUCUUAGCAAGCUUCCGGGAGAUGGUGUACAGAAAAACGAAGGGGAAAGAUGACAAAUGAACUAUUUGCUUCCUCUUGAUAGAAAAUGGAUUUGAGUUGACAUUGAUGAAUCUCACCUGCUACGGUGAUUUGCAAACAAGUUAAUCUUGGGUCACCGUUCCUCUGGGCCAGUUAAACCCCUUGGCAGACUGGCUUGGGUGGCCUAUUGAUCAGCUUGUAGGACAUUGGCAGACACAGAAUUACUUGGUCCUACAGGUACCAAGAUGAGCAAGGCAUGUCUCCACACAGAAUAGACCAAAACAUUGCCAGGAGGGUGAUGAGAUACUGCCACAAUUUCAACUGGAUUCUUUGUUCACCCCUGGAGAUCUGAAAUAAAGGACACUCUUUAAAAUUCUGAACAGCACAGUAACUGAAGCUUAUGACAGCAAAAAACCAAAAACCCAGGGGCUUUUAAAAGUUGGGGAAUUUGCUUAAAAGCAUCUUUUGGUAUAUUCUUAUUAAGAGAGUACUGGGCCUCCUGAGUGACAGGCUGAACGAGUUGAAGUUAUACCUUUUAUUGGACCGGAGAAUCAAAUAAAAGAUGGGCCCAAUAAAACAGCAACACGCUUAAUAUGAGCAUCACCUUUUAAGCUUUCUAUCUAGAACAAGUCUCGUUGGUUAGUGUUUUUGCUCUGUUUUUAUUUUAAUAGAGUGACUUAAUUCGUAGAUUUGGUUUCAUGACUUUGGAUUGUCAUUAUAUACAUAUAUAUAUAUAUUUAACAUAACAAUACUGAGAAUCUGAUCUAUAUAAUUUUACAAGAGAGGGGAGCAGCUUGAGGAGAAUAGAGAUUUUGCUGCCUGACUUUGUGGUGUAAAUAAUGCUUUGCAAGGUAGAAGGGUGGAAAUCUGUAGGUCAUGAUGGGGUAAACCUAACAUUGUUUUUAUUUUAGAUACUCAGUUUCAUGGUUCAUUUCCACCACCACUAUUUAUUUUAGUCAUCCGAUAUGUGGGCAAGUGCCAAGCAGCAGAACUUCUGGGGAGGGCCACCUCUGCUUCUGAAAUUUUCCCAUACGGCAUAGCAAGCUGCUCCUGAAAUUCAGGGGAACCUCAGGAGUUCCCCCAAGACAACAUUAGGAGCUGCAAUCUGGGAAACAGAAUAGUGGGGGAGGGCUUUGUCAGAUAUCCAAAUAAAUUCCCCCUCCCUUCAAUUGCUAAAAAUGAGUAUUUCUGGAAAUAUAUUUUUUAAAAAUAAAGUGUUUCCUUGGA